Molecule: messenger RNA, 1215 nt
Organism: Metarhizium brunneum ARSEF 3297
Lineage: Eukaryota; Fungi; Ascomycota; Sordariomycetes; Hypocreales; Clavicipitaceae
Gene: RCL1
Product: RNA 3'-terminal phosphate cyclase-like protein
Biological process (GO): endonucleolytic cleavage of tricistronic rRNA transcript (SSU-rRNA, 5.8S rRNA, LSU-rRNA); ribosome biogenesis
Cellular component (GO): nucleolus
Molecular function (GO): RNA endonuclease activity
Source: RefSeq, a predicted model, not a curated record
AUGUCGAAUUCUCCAGAGUUCCUGCGGUUCACCGGCCACCGAUCAUUCACCAAGCGUCUCACACUCUCCACCCUAACCGGCCGACCAGUACACAUAUCCAAGAUCCGAAGCACAUCCCCCACCAACCCGGGCCUGGCACCACACGAGAUAUCUUUUCUCCGACUUCUCGAAGCCAUUACCAAUGGCAGUUCUAUGCAAAUCUCCUACACCGGUACAACCAUAACCUAUCACCCGGGCCUCAUCACAGGCGUAAUUGCCGGCCAAGGCGCCACCGACGGGGAUGUCCUCGUGCACAAGAUUCCCGACACCUGCACUCGCGGCAUCACAUACUUCCUCCUCCCACUAUGCCUCCUGGCUCCCUUCUCAAAAGCCCACAUGAAUGUACGCUUCUCCGGUGCUGGCGUCAUCACAUCCGCCACGGAAACAGGCGACGUUUCCGUCGACACCUUCCGAACAGCCAUCCUCCCUCUUUUUGCGCUCUUUGGCAUCCCGCCCGUCCGGAUCGAACUGCGAGUCCUGCAAAGAUCAUGCGCGGGACCCGGUGGCAAGGGGGGAGGCGGGUGCGUUGAGCUCCGGUUUGCGAGUCAAGUUAGGCUACCAAAGACGCUACACCUGAACCGCAGCCCGGGGCGAAUAAAGAGAAUACGUGGGGUGGCAUACAGCACAGGAGUAUCCGCCUCCAAUAACGGGCGAAUGAUUCACUCUGCCCGUGAGGUUCUCAACCCUCUGGUGGCGGACAUACACGUCGCGGCGCAAUAUGAUCAGGCGCCGCUGGUGCCUACCGGCGACAAGGCCGGUAGCAAACGUCGACUAGGAAUUGGGUUUGGCCUGAGUCUUGUUGCCGAAUCGAGUGCGGCCGGUAUUCUCUACUCGGCUGACGUGGUGGUUCCUCCGUCGGGCGGCAUGGUUCCAGAGGAUAUUGGCAAGAAGUGUGCGUAUCAGCUACUGGAGGCGAUUGCGGAAGGCGGUUGCGCCACCCAAAUAUCAGCGAGCGCCAUGCUGAUACUCAUGGCGAUGGGCUCAGAAGAUGUUGGUCGGUUAAGAAUAGGAAAGAAAGUUCUGGCGACGGAGGAUAUGGUUUCCCUGGCGCGGGACUUGAGGACAUUUGGUGCCAGCAGUUGGGGCCUGAGAGACGUGGAGGAUGACGAAUCCGGAGAUAUUAUUGUUUCAGUCAAGGGAACAGGUGUUGGUAAUGUGGGCAGAAAGAUAGCCUAG